Messenger RNA from Chironomus riparius, 1198 nucleotides. NCBI's taxonomy places the organism in Eukaryota, Metazoa, Arthropoda, Insecta, Diptera, Chironomidae. The record is from the annotation of a GenBank genome assembly.
UCAUGCAAGUUGAUGAAAUUAAACAUAAUAAAGAGAAGUUUAUUUUUGCUGAAAGCUGAAAGUAAACAAAUUCAAAAAUUUCUUAAUAUGGAGAUCGAUGAGGAAGCGAUCAAUAUUUUGGAAACAAAGAUUAAAAAUGAUAAGAACAUCGUAAGAUAUAAUUUUGUGUGGCAGAUCCAUAACUUUACAAAAGAAAACGUCGACAGCAUUCAAGAGAAAAAAAGUUUAGGAAGCAAACAUUUUGACAUUUUGCUUGGAGAUAAUUUAACGAAAUGGGAGUGUAAUGCCAUGAUCAAUCACUCAAGAUUGGUUUUCUACUUGCAUAAGGAGAAAUCUGUCGAAAAUUUUUUUAAUGUUCAAGUUCAUUGCUACAUUCCAUCCAAAAAUCCAACUGACGAUGAUAUUUUUGUAUUUUAUCGUGACGAAUCAACGUCUGGAGAUUUGUUUGAGAGAAGUGAUCGAGAAAAAAAUGUUGUGGCUUGGCUGCUUUUAUCUCAAGUUUUGAGAGAUCCAACGAAUUUUAUUCAGGAUAACAUCCUUACAAUAUGCUUACAAAUUAAAUUAUUCGGAUAUGGCUAUGAGGACGAAGACAUUGAAAGGAAAUACAAAGAAACCAUUUGCUCAAAUUUCAAGGAACUUUACUACUCUGGUGAUUUUAGUGACUUUACUAUCAUUUGUGCUGAUGGCGUUAGAUUUCCUGUUCAUCGCUGUAUUAUGUUUGCCUAUUCACCAGUAUUUAAGGCCAUGCUGCAAACAAACAUGAUUGAGUCAAAAAAUAACGUUAUGAAGUCAAUGACAUUGAUGGACAUGAUAUGAAUGGAAUACUGCAUUUUAUUUACACACAGGAAAUCGAGAACAUUUCUGAAAACCUUCAAGGCUUAAUGUAUGGUGCUGAAAAGUAUCAACUUUUGGAAUUAAAAGAGCGAUGCAUUAACUAUAUGGAUACAUUUAUAAGCCGUGAUAAUGCAAUACAGUUUUAUAAGAUUUGUUGUUUGUAUGACAUAAAACGGAUGGUUCCGUUGUGCAUCAAGUAUAUCUAUACCUUUUACAAGGAAUUAAAGGCGACAGAUGAAUGGAAAGACUUAAACAUUUUCGAAUUAAACUACAUCGAGGAAGCUUUAAGAGAUUAUGAUGUUCGAUUUAAUGUUGUAAAAUCACAAUUGUAAUGAAAUUUAUAAUAAAAUUACAUGAAAUCAGG